CACGAAACGUCAGCGCCAGCAAGAAGUUCGGGGAAAGAGCGAGGCAGCCUGGAAACUACGCGGUGCGGUCUGUGAGCGGCAGAGGUGCUUUGUUGGCGUAGAAAACAGUCCAUCGAGUGCCAGGAGAAGAAGGGACCAAAGCAAGGAGGAAAAUGAAGGUGCUGGCUCUUGUGCUGUUCCUGGGGGCCGUUCUCUCUCCAGCCUUCGCUCAGAUGGAAGAAUUCCAUGUGGAAGAAGAAGGAAGCCCUGCAGAAGAGGAAGAGGAACUGUUCAAAACUCCCACUGCUAAGAUGGCUGCUGCAGCUACCAACUUUGGUUUCAACCUUUACCGUCAGCUUGCCUACAAAGACCUCAGCAGCAACGUCUUCCUAUCCCCCCCUAGUGUGGCUGCUGCUCUGUCUCAACUCUCCUUAGGUUGCUCUCCCUCAACAGAGAAGCAGCUAUACAAGGUACUCCAGUAUCAUCUGAUGCAGGAACCAGAGCUGCACACCACCCUAAAGAACCUGCUGUCUGCUGUCAGUGAUCCAGGAAAAGGUUUUAAGACUGCCGCUCGCAUAUAUCUUGAAAGGAAACUCCGUGUAAAACUGGACUAUCUAAACACUGUGGAGAAGGAGUAUGGGGUACGGCCCAAAGUACUGGUUGGUAAUCCACGAGUUGACCUCAAAGAAGUAAAUGACUGGGUGCGCCAGCAAACCGGGGGGAAGAUUGACCGCUUCCUAUCAGCUAACCUGCCACGUAAUAUUGGGGUACUACCCCUAGGGGCUGCUUAUUUUAAAGGUAAUUGGGUGAAUCGUUUCAGCCAAGGAGGCCGACCCCAAGACUUCAAGGUGGAUGACUUGAGAUCUGUCAGUGUGCCCAUGAUGAGUGAGGAGAGGUAUCCUGUUAAAUUGGGGAUUGAAUCCAAUCUCAGAUGUAAGAUUGCCCAGGUCCCCAUGCAAGGGGAUGUAAGCAUGUUGCUGUUCCUUCCCGAUGAAGUCAGCCAGAACCUUACCCAAAUUGAGGAAAGCCUGAAUGCUGAAUUCAUCCAUGAUAUUGUCACACUCCUACAGCCAGUAGACGUCUCACUGACUCUUCCAGCACUCAAACUGAGCUACACAACUGAUCUGCUCCCCACACUAGCUGACCUGGGUCUACAGCAGUUCAUUUCCACCCCAGAACUGGUGAAGAUCACUUCUCAGCAGGCCAAAGUAAAUAGUUUGCAUCAUAAGGUGGCCCUAGAAGUGACAGAGGAAGGCGCUCAGCCACUGAGCAAUAUGGCGAGGGGGCUAUAUAUGGCAUUCCACGUUAACCGGCCUUUUAUCUUUGUUGUGAGGGAAGAGACAUCUGGAGCCACUCUUUUCAUUGGCAGAGUUAUGAACCCCAGCAAGUUUCAGUCUCUCUGAGGGAGACAUAGUGAUAUGCCACCUCUGUAUGCUUAAGCACAAGAGCAAUUUAGACACGCACCUGGGUGCACAAUAACCAAGCGGUGGUGCACCCAAAGGGCAGCUUCCGUGAUGCAAAGACCUCGCAGGUAUCAGCACAACUGAGGCACAACAAGUGCUGCAAAAGUCAGAGACACACGUGCAUGUACACGCACGCACUCACCCACCUCCAAAGAGUCAUACAACUGGAAGGCACGAAAACUGCCAAUGGCACCACAACAUCUGAGCUAUCAAAUGGACAGUGACCCAGGGAAUCACGACGAUAGUCUGGAGGGUGCAAGUCAUGAAGAGAAUAUACACAAAAUUGGGUUUGGAUCAUUGGGAUAGAAAACCCACAAGACUGCAUGCAGUCAUUCUAUAACACUGUUGAGAAUGACAAAUCAUCAUAUUAUUAAAAAAAAAACUGUCCUGCUCAGCUAGAUUGUUCAGAUCAAACACACAAAAAUAAAAAAGGCACAAAUCACGUCAGAGAAUUUAUUAAUCAGGCCAAGAGGGCUCUCAUUGUGUCUCAGUUGGGCUGACUUGCUUUUGUAAAUAAAUAAAUCUAUUAGGGCAAAACGGGAAGUUUCUAGUUACUCCAAAAAUGCAGAUGACAUCCGGGCUCUGUGGGUGGUUGACUUUCAUUUUUCUUUGCUAGGAUUUUGUAUCAGUGUUCCUAAUAAAAAUGUUACCCUGUGACUGGCCA
Molecule: messenger RNA, 2106 nt
Organism: Polypterus senegalus (gray bichir)
Lineage: Eukaryota; Metazoa; Chordata; Cladistia; Polypteriformes; Polypteridae
Gene: serpinf1
Product: serpin peptidase inhibitor, clade F (alpha-2 antiplasmin, pigment epithelium derived factor), member 1
Exons: 8
Coding region: 153-1382 (409 amino acids)
Biological process (GO): negative regulation of angiogenesis; negative regulation of endopeptidase activity
Molecular function (GO): serine-type endopeptidase inhibitor activity
Source: RefSeq, a predicted model, not a curated record